Molecule: messenger RNA, 702 nt
Organism: Cladophialophora yegresii CBS 114405
Lineage: Eukaryota; Fungi; Ascomycota; Eurotiomycetes; Chaetothyriales; Herpotrichiellaceae
Product: alkylated DNA repair protein alkB like 6
Exons: 1
Coding region: 1-702 (233 amino acids)
Source: RefSeq, a predicted model, not a curated record
AUGAGUGUCUCUUCGGUCAAAGGCCUACCGCCUUCAUGCUACUAUCUUCCCAGCUUCAUUACCCAAACCGAGGAGCAGCGCCUUACCAAUGAAAUCCUCAAGGUUCCAGAAUCAAGAUGGACUGUUCUAACCCACCGACGUCUGCUUUCUCUUCCAUCGACCCUGACGGGACCUGCCCAUGAUACUCUCCUUGCUGCGCCCUUACCGGCUUACCUCGAAUCGAUUGUUGCACGUCUGAAAGAGGAGAAAUACUUCGAGUUCACACCACACAAGGCUCCCAACCACGUCUUAAUCAACGAGUACAAGCCAGGAGAGGGAAUAAUGCCUCACGAAGAUGGUCCUGCAUAUAGCCCCGUCACUGCUACAGUAAGCUUGGGCAGCCAUACCGUGCUCGAGAUAUACAAAAAGAACGAGCAGGGUGAACGGGAGGCGAAUCCAACGUGGCGCAUUCUACAGGAACCUCGAAGCCUGCUUGUCACGACUGGUGACAUGUACGUCAGCACCCUCCACGGCAUCUCGAGGAUUCAUAUUGACACAGAGCUGAGCCAUGAAAGCAUCGUCAACUGGGAUCUUGUCGAGGAUAAGCCAUUGUACCAGACUGGACAAGCUCAGCGCCAGACGCGCAUCAGUCUCACCCUAAGAGAUGUGACCAAGGUCGCCAAACUGGGUGGUGCUUUGAAGUUUAUGAACAAGAGCAGGUGA